Molecule: messenger RNA, 592 nt
Organism: Dentiscutata heterogama
Lineage: Eukaryota; Fungi; Glomeromycota; Glomeromycetes; Diversisporales; Gigasporaceae
Source: the annotation of a GenBank genome assembly
UUCCAAAAGUGUCAUAUAUGUAUAAGGCAUAUAUGACUGGCAAAUUGAAUGAAGUAAUUAAAGACAAGACCUCUGGACCUUCAGAUGAUGAUUUAUUUUGUGCUAUUCAUAAGGGGUACCAACAGGCUUGGGAUUUUGCAAAAGUUCUUUCAAUGAAUGAUUUUUCAGAUUUUUUUAUUAAUAAUUCGUCCCAAAGCAAUGAGGUUUUCGAUUCUUAUACAAUUGCCAUGGUAGCAAAUGUUUUAGCAGAUUUUAAUAUGUUAAAUCUUUGUAAUGAUGAUAUUGAAAAUGAUUUAAGAGAUGCACAUUUUGAAUUGGCUUUUUUGUUAUCAGAUAUGAAUUCUUUAGAUGAUCAGAACUUUUUAGAUAAUCAAAAUUUAGAGACACAUGAAAACUUUUAUACUGGUGUUACAAAAGCAGAAAUUUUGGAUGUUUCUUAUCUAGAUUUUAGUCAUAUAAAUUCUAUUUGUCCAAACAUGAAAAAUCAUAGUCGCUUGUCUGUAUUAUCAAAUAUGAAUAAGAAAGUUGAUUUAAGUGGAAUAACUAUUGCUAAUAUCAGAGAACAUAAUUCUCUUCGCAGACAUGGUUAUGG